GUCUAAAAUUGGGCCUGCCAGUCUGCUUCCAAUAAAGGCAUCCCUUCUGCCUUCCAUUUACUCUCUUCCAUCUUUUCACUGUUUUCUGUUUCUUUAAUCCUUCCAUCUUUGUACACAUUUCUCCAUUUCCCAAUUUCAAUACCAACUCCCAAAUACCAAAUCAUUAUACGCACCUCACUCUUUUGCUUAAUUGCAUUCAACGUGUUUGAUGAAAUUACCCAACCAGCUUUUCAAUUUUGAUUUAGUUUGUGAUGCUAUUCAAUUUUGAUUUUGUUUACCCUCAGUUUCUCCUUUCUGUGGGUUGGUGCAAGGACUUUAUCCACCCUCUCUCUUAUCUCACUGUAUAUAGUACUCUCUCUCUCUCCACAUUUCGCUUUCUAUGAAUUUCUCGAGAUUGGGGUCUUGAGAUAAAAACCAGGGGGACCUCUGUUCCAAUAAACAACACUACCUCAACACCAGUCCUUCUCCUGCUCUCCUCUCCUCUAUAUCUCUAUAUCCUCAACACCAGGAAAGAUAAUACAAUCUCUCUCUACUACACAAAAGAGAAGAAGAAGAAGAAGAAGAAAGAAACCAACAAGCCACAAUCUUGAUUGAUGAGUGGGAGAGUAGGCUCUCUGUGUGAAGAGAGCCUGCCUGUUCAUGCAGCCAUCUAAACCGCCAUUUCUCCUCUCCCAACGAGUAAAGAUUCAGUCUUUCUUGUGGAAUGGCGCUUUCUAUGCACAGGGACAGUAACAGCAGCGGCAGCGGCAGCAGCAAGCAGCAGCAGCAAAUGGAUGCAAGCAAGUAUGUGAGGUACACGCCGGAGCAAGUUGAUGCGCUCGAGAGGGUCUAUGCUGAGUGCCCCAAGCCUAGCUCUUUGAGGAGGCAGCAGCUCAUUAGGGAAUGCCCCAUUCUUUCCAACAUUGAGCCUAAACAAAUCAAAGUCUGGUUUCAGAACCGCAGGUACACAUGUGUUUCUCUCAAGGCUGUUGGGACAUGUGGCUUCUUUAUCAUUUUGUUUAAUUUGUGUUGUGAUAGUCUUCUCGCAAUUGCUGAGGAGACCCUGGCAGAGUUCCUUGGUAAGGCUACUGGAACUGCUGUCGACUGGGUACAGAUGAUUGGGAUGAAGCCUGGUCCGGAUUCUAUUGGCAUUGUCGCUGUUUCUCGCAAUUGUAGUGGGGUAGCAGCACGAGCCUGUGGCCUCGUGAGUCUUGAACCCACGAAGGUUGCCGAAAUUCUCAAAGAUCGUCUCUCUUGGUUCCGUGACUGUCGUUGCCUUGAUGUAGCAAGUGCAAUUCCCACAGGAAACGGAGGGACUAUAGAGCUUGUAUAUAUGCAGGUAUAUGCACCAACAACGUUGGCAUCUGCUCGUGACUUUUGGACGCUAAGAUAUAUCACUAGCUUGGAAGAUGGCAGUCUAGUGAUUUGUGAGAGGUCAUUAACAUCAUCCACUGGUGGUCCAGCUGGGCCUCCUGCUACUUGCUUUGCCAGAGCUGAGAUGCUACCUAGUGGGUACCUGAUCCGACCUUGUGAGGGUGGUGGAUCAAUUAUCCACAUUGUUGAUCACAUUGACUUUGAUGCUGGCAGUGUUCCCGAAGUUUUGAGGCCUCUUUAUGAAUCAUCCAAAAUCCUAGCGCAGAAGAUGACUAUGGCUGCUUUGCGUCACAUAAGACAAAUAGCUCAAGAAACGAAUGGGGAGGUCCAGUACUCAGGUGGCCGCCAACCUGCUGUUCUCAGGGCCCUAAGUCAAAGGUUGUGCAGGGGGUUCAAUGAUGCUGUCAAUGGAUUUGUUGAUGAUGGCUGGUCGAUAAUGAGCAGCGAUGGGGUGGAAGAUGUAACCAUUGCUGUUAACACGUCCCCGAACAAAUUUCUUGGUUCUCAGUAUAACAAUUUGUCAAUGCUCCCAACAUUUGGGGGAGUCCUCUGCGCACGAGCAUCUAUGCUUCUCCAGAAUGUGCCCCCUGCUUUGCUUGUUCGCUUCCUGAGGGAGCAUCGUUCGGAGUGGGCUGAUUAUGGCGUUGAUGUUUACUCAGCUGCUUCUCUUAAAGCAAGUCCUUACGCAGUUCCUUGUUCAAAGCCCGGCGGAUUUCCUAGUAGUCAAGUCAUUUUACCUCUGGCACAGACAGUGGAACACGAAGAGUUUCUGGAAGUUGUUCGUUUGGAGGGUCAUGCAUUCUCCCCAGAAGACAUAGCUAUGUCGAGAGAUAUGUACCUGUUACAGUUAUGCAGUGGGAUUGAUGAGACAACAACCGGGGCUUGUGCUCAGCUUGUUUUCGCACCGAUAGAUGAAUCAUUUGGUGAUGAUGCACCUUUGCUGCCAUCUGGUUUCCGUGUCAUUCCAUUGGAACCUAAAUCAGAUGGUCCUGCAGCAACUCGAACACUGGACUUGGCUUCAGCCCUCGAGGUAGGACAUGGUGGAGCUCGUGCAGGUGGUGAAGCUGAUACGAGCAAUCAGAACCUUAGGUCCGUUCUAACCAUUGCGUUCCAGUUCACUUUUGAAAAUCACUACCAAGAGAGCGUUGCUGCCAUGGCCCGCCAGUAUGUACGAAGCAUUGUUGCCUCAGUUCAAAGAGUUGCUAUGGCCAUAGCCCCGUCUCAACUCAGCUCACAUAUGGUACCAAAGCCUUUUCCUGGAUCACCAGAGGCUGUGACAUUAGCACAAUGGAUAUGCAGGAGCUAUAGUAUGCACACUGGGGCAGAACUCCUUCAGGCCGACUCACCAGCAGGCGAUGCCAUUCUUAAACAACUUUGGCACCACAGCGAUGCGAUAAUGUGCUGCUCUGUUAAGAUGAAUGCGUCCGCAGUUUUCACAUUCGCAAACCAGGCAGGGCUCGACAUGCUGGAGACGACCCUGGUCGCCCUUCAGGACAUAAUGCUGGAGAAGAUUCUAGACGAAGCAGGCCGUAAGAUUCUCCUCUCGGAGUUCUCCAAGAUCAUGCAGCAGGGAUUCGCCUAUCUGCCAGCCGGAGUCUGCGUCUCGAGCAUGGGAAGGCCGGUCUCGUAUGAGCAAGCCGUCGCGUGGAAGGUCCUCAACGACGACGACGCCAAUCACUGCCUUGCUUUCAUGUUCAUGAACUGGUCUUUUGUGUAAAGAAAUAGAGUAAAAACUCCUACUAAGAUAUGACAUCAGCUGCUUAAGUUAUUUGUACCUCUUUGAUUUUGCCAGAACUUAUGCAUAUGACAUAAUGUUUGAGAGGGAUUAUGAACUUAUGAGAUGCCUACUAUUUUGUUAUAUAUGGAAACAAGGUGCUUUUUAA
Messenger RNA from Salvia hispanica, 3236 nucleotides. Lineage: Eukaryota; Viridiplantae; Streptophyta; Magnoliopsida; Lamiales; Lamiaceae. The record is from RefSeq and is a predicted model, not a curated record.